AUGGGACAGAAACCAAUGUUGGGGGCACAGAAAGACGAGAGAAAUGAGUUGGAUGCAUAUCUUAAUCAACUUAAAGUUGCAUCUUCCCGCAAUCAGGAUAGCUUGAGUGAUGUUGCUAUCCAUAUUCAUGAAGCUCGACCAACUGAAGGGGUUAGUCCAGUAGAAGUUAGACCUGCAGAUGGAAUCUUGAAGGUUGAUGGAACGGAAGCUAGAAGGGCUGGUCCCCUCAUUGGAGCUAGAAGGAGGAAGUCUUUUGCUAUUAAGCGAUUUAAGCAAGAACCAAACUUAGGUCUCAGAAAUGAUACCCUUGGAAACACAACAGGUGAUUGUGUCGUAGUUGGACAAGAUGUGAUUAAGAAUACAAACGGGUUGGAUCCUAAUAACAUCGUAGAUGCUCCCCCAAUCAUCUCUGAAAUUAUAAAAAUAAUCAAACCCGUGAACUAUUCAACAUCUAUAGUUAACGACACAGAGAAGGUGUCUAUAUGCUUUUUGGUCAGGAGGUUUAAAGCAAGCUCAUGA
Molecule: messenger RNA, 519 nt
Organism: Cynara cardunculus var. scolymus (artichoke)
Lineage: Eukaryota; Viridiplantae; Streptophyta; Magnoliopsida; Asterales; Asteraceae
Product: chromo domain protein LHP1-like
Exons: 2
Coding region: 1-519 (172 amino acids)
Biological process (GO): heterochromatin formation
Source: RefSeq, a predicted model, not a curated record